UGUAACUUCAGAGUAGGCUGCUAGCAAAGGAAGUUUAUCUCAAUGUGGUGGUGCUGCCCCGUUUUCGCGGUCAGCGAGCACGGCAUGCAGGCAUACUGAGUCACGCUUGCUGGACACUGUGUCAUCUACGUGCUUUUCCCUGCUGGAAGAGCAGCAGCUACGCAGACGGUCGGCAGAUAGAUGUCCCACGGCCAACUUGGAUACUCCUACUCGACGUCAUCACAAUUGCUUCUGCCCGGACAAUCUCCACCGAACUGUGGCGAUCCUUCUUCAGGUGGUUUGUCCACCACGUCUACCGGAAGCAGCGCCACCGGAAGUGGUGGCGGAGCGGAAAGUCCCAUGGCUGCCGAGCAGCCUGUCUGCUACGAGCCCUCAAGGUUUCUGUACCCAAGGCUUGCAACAGGACUCGCUGUCAACAGCCUCUACCCUUCGUCGUACGCCGAGCAGUCGGGAUACGUCGCUGCUUUGGGCACAAGUUCUGCAGCCUUUUACCCGUCACUGGAUAAUCGAGCAACAUGGGGCACGAUUCCUCAAGCCGCAGCUGCGUGUUACCCGUACGACCCCGCUCUAGCGGCUUACAGUCCCUACGGGGACAGGUACGGCGCUAUGGACAGCGCUGCGAGGCGGAAGAACGCGACGCGUGAAACGACGAAUACCCUCAAGGCCUGGCUGUACGAGCACAGAAAAAACCCGUAUCCAACCAAAGGGGAGAAGAUCAUGCUGGCGAUUAUCACUAAAAUGACACUUACUCAGGUGUCGACAUGGUUUGCGAAUGCACGACGCCGGCUCAAGAAGGAGAACAAAAUGACCUGGGAACCGCGAAACAAAAACAGCGAGUCAGGCGACGACAAGGCGGACGGCGCCACGUCGGACACGGACAAUGACGGCGGCGACAAGAGCGACAGCGACGUUCACCGCGACGUCAAGCAAGAACUCCAAGAUCCAGAAAUUGAACCUAGAAAAGCGCCUCUAGAACCUGAGUCCGGUUGUCUUGACGUGCACGAUUUCCCACGGACAGCGCAACAGCAGCAUUCCCUUCAAGCCUUCUCGGCGUUCCCAGGUGGGGGCAGUGCGUCUUCGAUUGCGAACAACAAUAGCAACAGCCAUGACGCUUCAUCAGACGAUGGUAGCAACCCAUUGCCCCCGCAGAUGCGCCGUCACCACCACUCAUCCCUCAGGCACUCCGGGGGCUAUCAUGGCGAAAGAACAGCAGGAAACACACUUGUCAUUGUCGACGCUCUCGAAGGUUCACGACCGAAGAUAUGGUCCUUAGCCCAAACCGCGACAUCGGACAGCCCGCCGGGACUAAGGAAAUCGCCAGGCCCGAAUCUUACUAAUCGAUACGGCUUUCAGCAAAGACUUCUGACUGACACCACCGCCGGCAACGCUAGUGUUGGUGGCUAUUACAGGGACUUACAUACCGAUCCCAGUUUUAUGUCAACCGCCCAAUCGUUGCCUUCACACAUGGGUGCAGGACAUUCCAAUGCAAAGGCUUCGUCGUGGCUGAACGGCCACGCUCCAACAGUGCAAUCUUCGUCUCCUACGGGUCAUCCCGAUGUGCUCAAUUUAACUCCGGACAGUUCCCCUACCUCAUACGUUAUCGGACGUUCAAACUUAGGGUCUAUGUCAUCACAAGCACAGCCGCCAGCUCUUACUACAGCCUCCGGAAGAUUCACUAUGGAAGACGACAAGGACCCAUCCGUUAUACAAAGUGAACAGUGCGUGGUGAAGCCGGAAGUGAACUCUGGAGUGUACGAUUCAGGGGCGCUGGAAAUGUCUCCAAGUGAUGUCAGGAACUUUUGCAGGGGCCAGCACGCGUCAUCACACAUUGCACUCCAGGGUAGCUGCCUGACUGACACUGGAGUACCGGGGACUAUCUCCACUUUACGGUUACCUUUGCAUCCGCUAUAUACCUCGUCUGGGGACAAACACGAUAAAGGGACAAAUAAGGAUGGCCCUCAGCGUCUUCAUCCUCCGCAGUCCCUGGUGAACAACAGUCCCCCUUCCUGUAUGUCUAACAGCACUGCCUUCAAGCCGGUAGCGAAGAGCGACGCGAAGUCCAUCUGACAGGAAGAUAUCGGAGGAAUCUCAACUUACUGGCUCCACGACAGCUACAAGACGAGUGUUGCCCAGGAAAGUUGCUGAAGAGGACAUAUCAAGAUCAUCGUCUGCUACGCUGCAUCCGAAGCUUCGCGAACAGCAUUGUACCAAAGACGCUGAACUGACCAAGACAGACCAUGCGCUUCACAGUUUGAGCAAUAUGUGAAAUGUUUUUCGCACGGAUCCGUUUGUCUUGUUCCCGGCAGAAAGCACGAAACAUUCUGACAGGAGAGUCAAGUUCGUCUGAGUCUCAUCUCAGCACACGAGGAAUAAGUGUCCACUGUAUAAAAUGUCGGUACAAAAGUAAUAUAUAUGUAACAUAUUCAUCCCAACAAAGUUGUGUUACUGCACCGAAAUGGUUGCUUUCGUGAGCUGCAUAGCUACCGCUGGAAGCACGAAAUCCUUAUUCUCUUUUGACAUGUCGUGCUUCAUCGCCUCUCCACUGAUGUUCUAGUGCUAUAUAGGAAAGACCUGUGUGCAUGCUUGCUCUGCUAUUGCACGAAACGCUGUGGCAGUUCGAGUGCUGCACUCCAACUUUUUAGACGUUGUUGCUAUCCAUUUUCCAAAUGAGCACAUUACUAGCCGCAUUUGACUCGACGUGGCGUGCUACUUCUAGUCAGAAAUGUUUACAUUUUUUCUUCUUUUGUUGAACGUACGUCGCCACGCUAAUGGUGCGGCUCUCCUAUUGCGUGCAUGGACAAUAGUGGGUUCGGCACGUGACUGCAUGAAUACACGUUGUAACCUCUCUUCUGUUCGACUUCGUUGCCAAUAUUCGGUGCAAGCGAAACAGGCAGAGUUUAAAGUGUACUACAAUACGUGAACGGCACAUUUUCUAGGAAAACUUUAAUAUCGUUCACGAUCCCAUCAUCCUCAUAUGUAACUAAUUCGCUUCAUGUUACACUUGCGCUUUGUUUGUCUUUCUUUUCCUAUUUUUUUCUCCUUACGCACCGCCCGUGGCCGCCCACAGAUAUACACGCAGCAACGGACAAAAAAGGGGCGAAUUUUUUGCAAUAUACGGUUACAAAAAAAAAAAAGUUUCGCAUACAUACAUUAUACUCGGUGCUUAAGUCUAAUAGCGUCUGAACAUCGUAAAAGCAGAGUCAUUUUGAUAAAAUGUUUAAUAACGCUCACCAAGAAUAUGUAUAUGUAAAUAAAUUUACUUAACAUACCGCGUGACUGUUGAAAGAAUAGUGCCGUUAUUAUUCAGUUCAUUACUUCAGUCCCUCGACUUCACGUUUGUAGAUUUUUCUACGUGUAAAUACUUCUAGAUACCUAUAGGACGCCGCUUGGAUCCCGGCUGUACAUAUUCCGACUACGAUAGGAUGUAAUUACCGUGUCACGCAUUACACUUUUCAUGCUCGUUGUGACGCAGCAAGCAUGAAAGGCAGUAUGUAGCCCCGAAGGCGAGACAUUCAGCUUUGUUCACCUCGAUCACCAUACGUUCACCGAUCACCUCAAAAAUAUUUCCUAUGGGGUUCAAACGAUGUUUGCCUCUCAAGCGGCAGAUUGUUACACGUACCAAAAUGUGCGUCUGUACUCCUGUUCUGCUAGACAGUCGUAACAUCGUGGACGUACAGAGAUAGAAUGCUGUUUGUAUGCUACGUUGCGAGAAAUUAUUAGGCCGCCACUACAAGUAUUUAGUCUUUGCCCGUUUUGGUUGGAGAUAAUCAUGUUCGCACUGCUCUGUAUUCUCUUGUGUUCCGAUGUAUUGUGAUACGUUUUUUUUU
This is a messenger RNA of Ornithodoros turicata, 3827 nucleotides long. RefSeq names its product iroquois-class homeodomain protein IRX-4-like. Gene Ontology annotation, cellular component: nucleus. The record is from RefSeq and is a predicted model, not a curated record. Bases 181 to 2067 code for a protein of 628 amino acids. The transcript is spliced from 8 exons. NCBI's taxonomy places the organism in Eukaryota, Metazoa, Arthropoda, Arachnida, Ixodida, Argasidae. Gene Ontology annotation, molecular function: DNA-binding transcription factor activity, RNA polymerase II-specific; RNA polymerase II cis-regulatory region sequence-specific DNA binding. Gene Ontology annotation, biological process: cell development; regulation of transcription by RNA polymerase II; neuron differentiation.